Penicillium verhagenii is the source of this 381-nucleotide messenger RNA. RefSeq lists its product as uncharacterized. The transcript has a single exon. The record is from RefSeq and is a predicted model, not a curated record. The coding region runs from base 1 to 381 and encodes 126 amino acids. Lineage: Eukaryota; Fungi; Ascomycota; Eurotiomycetes; Eurotiales; Aspergillaceae.
AUGUAUGCUGCUCGCGCCGCCACCCGACCCAAGUUGGGACUCAACAUCUCUGCUGCGCAGACUGCUCCUCGGCCAACACUGUCGCUCAAGUCCCCAGUCACUAUUCCUCGAACUCCUCUCACCCCAGUAGCUACGGCGAGCCCGACAAGCCAAAGAUUCUCGACCCUCCAGGUACCGACAUAUGGCUAUACCAACUCAUGCUCCUCCAAGAGCAUUCUCAAGAAGCAGCAGUCGGCACGCUCAGGGGCUGUCGAAAAGCGCAUUCAAUUCAAGGGUACACCAACAGUCUACUGUGUGACACCCAUUGAGAACCCCGAUGAGUACUACGGCACACAUACGAAGAUCUCUCGAGAAGAAAGACGAUGGUCUGUUCGCGAGUGA